GUCAGGCGGUCGGCGCGCCGCGAUUGGCCGCGAGGGGUUCCGGCUCGCCAAAUAAGGCAGCGGGGCUCCCCGGGGCCCAUUCAUACGGCGGCGACGGUCCGCGAGUGCGUACGUCGCAGACACACGGAUGGGGACUCCCUAGCCGUCAUGACGAUGGACGGCCUGGACACGCUGUCUCGCGACUGCCUCCAGUUCAACCUGAGUUUUGAAUCGUUCAAGGCGACCGGCGCCAGCGGCCUCGCGCCACCCGAGGGCUCCGACGACCCGCUGAACACGCCCGUGUCUACGACCGCCGAGCUGAUCACCUUCUUCGCCACCGAUGCGGUCAUUCCCGACCCCGUGCCCAUCUCAGGUGAGCCGGCCCACCGCUGGCCCGAGAGACCCGCGAGCCCACUGCGCGAUGCGGAGCAGCCGAAGGACCCGUACGGCCGGCUCGCCUACCGCGGCACGUUCACCACGGCUUGGCCCGGCCCCGACGCGGCGCCGUUCUUCGAGCAGCCCGAGCCCUUCCCUCCGCUCGACUCGUUCAAAGCCGCCCCGUACACGGCCGAGCCCGAGCCGGCCAAGUACCCCUGGUUCGCCUACGAGCACGCACCCCCUGCGGCAGCCUCCUCUUCAUCGUCGGCGGCGGCGGCCAAGCCCGAGGAGCCGACGGCGACACUCGCCGAGUACAACCAGGCUACCAGCAAGGGCCACGAAAUCCUGAGCCAGGCGUACCAGAACAGCCCGGUGCCACUCAAGCUGGUGCCAGUCAAGCCCCGAAAGUACCCAAACCGGCCGAGCAAAACGCCCGUGCACGAGAGGCCGUACGCGUGCCCCAUCGAGGGCUGCGACCGGCGGUUCUCGCGCUCCGACGAGCUGACGCGCCACAUCCGCAUCCACACGGGGCAGAAACCGUUCCGCUGCAACAUCUGCCUGCGCUCCUUCUCGCGAUCCGACCACCUCAACACGCACAUUCGGACUCACACGGGCGAAAAGCCCUUCACCUGCGAUGCGUGCGGCCGAAAGUUCGCGCGCUCCGACGAGCGAAAGCGACACGGGAAAGUGCAUCUCAAGCAUCGGCUCAAGAAGGAGGACCACCCGUGAGGCCGCGAGCCACCCUUGUACAUAGUGCUCUGUACAUACCCCGACCCCAUCUCUCAUCUCCCCGAAUAAAACGGUGCGCAUCGA
This is a messenger RNA of Dermacentor silvarum, 1170 nucleotides long. Its product is annotated as E3 SUMO-protein ligase EGR2. Gene Ontology annotation, molecular function: RNA polymerase II cis-regulatory region sequence-specific DNA binding; DNA-binding transcription factor activity, RNA polymerase II-specific. Gene Ontology annotation, biological process: regulation of transcription by RNA polymerase II. NCBI's taxonomy places the organism in Eukaryota, Metazoa, Arthropoda, Arachnida, Ixodida, Ixodidae. The coding region runs from base 148 to 1086 and encodes 312 amino acids. The record is from RefSeq and is a predicted model, not a curated record. The transcript has a single exon.